AUGAAGUCAAACAGGAUCAGGGAUGAAAAUGUUUGGAGCUGCGAUGUGGAUAGAGCAAAAUCUUGGACAUGGCGCGCUCUCCUCCACCUGCGGUACUUGGCCUCUCGAUUCAUAAGGGCUCGGGUUGGCAAUGGUCGACUGAUCAGCUUCUGGUGGGAUAUUUGGACACCUUUCGGUAAACUCAUUGAAUAUUUCGGACCUGAUGGUCCUCGAGAGCUGUCUAUCCCUAUUCAGGCAUCCAUCUCCACCGCUUGCAACUCUGAGGGGUGGAUCGUACGCGGGGCAAGGUCGCCUGCUGCUGAGACGCUUCAGAUAUUCCUUACCACGCUUCCACUCCCCUCCCUUGUAAGUGAAAAUGACUCUUUUGUUUGGCUUGUUAACGACACUGCUCUAGAAAGUUUCUCGGUCAAACGAACUUGGGAAGUCCUGCGUCACAGAGCUCCGACACAACCUUGGUCCUCUUGUAUCUGGUUCAAAGGUGCGAUACCCCGCCAUUCCUUCAAUAUGUGGCUAGCUCAGCUAGACAGGCUACCCACAAGAGCUCGUCUAUCCCAAUGGGGCACCAAUUUCCCAUCAUCUAGCUGCCUCUGUAAUAUCUAUACAGAAGACAGAGAUCAUCAUCUCUUCUUUCGCUGCGAAUGGAGUGCUGAUCUCUGGAAUAUCUGUCUGCGCAGAAUGGGAUACUCCUUUGCGGGAUUCCACACGUGGUUAGCCUUCUCCGAGUGGCUUAGCUUGCGUGAUAUAUUUGUCCCUAGGUUACUCAAGCGCCUAGUGGCCUCAGCAACAAUCUACUCAAUUUGGUCUGAAAGGAACAAGCGUUAUCAUGAUAACAUAUCAUCGUCUCCAACAACCAUCUUCAAGCUACUAGACCGUUUCAUUAAAGAUGCAAUUCUGUCCAAGAGAGAUCAAAAACAGAGUUGCGGACUAAUGCAACACUGGCUUUCUAGGGAGUGA
Messenger RNA from Brassica oleracea var. oleracea, 954 nucleotides. RefSeq lists its product as uncharacterized. The record is from RefSeq and is a predicted model, not a curated record. Lineage: Eukaryota; Viridiplantae; Streptophyta; Magnoliopsida; Brassicales; Brassicaceae. Bases 1 to 954 code for a protein of 317 amino acids. The transcript has a single exon.